GUUCCAGGUAAAGCCCUUAGUCUCUUGCUGUUGACCGGCGUCGUGUCCUGUGCUGAAAACGUUACAGAGAGCGUGUUCAGGACUUUUAACAAAGUCGAUCCCAACUCACUGUCGUGUGACCCAGCGGGACAUGUCUUCCUGCUUCUACCACACUUCCGUGACUGCUCGAAGUUCUACAUGUGCGCUCACGGGGAAGAAGUGGAAUUCAAUUGCAACGGCGGCUUGAUAUUCGAUUUCGAGUUGCAGACAUGCAACUGGAAAUGGGCUACGAAUUGUACCCUUCGUGUGGUGAAAGAGGACAUCGACACUGAAGGUUCGGGCUUGGGUUCCGGGGAAGAGACCAUCGGAAUAUUUGGUGAAGAAGUAGAAAACGGACCUAUAGAUAUCCUCACAGCAGACUCAGCAGGCACAGUGAGGCCGCUGUCUCCAAGCAAUUUGAGGUUCUUCAACCACGAGCUGAACUGCCACAGGGCUGAUGCUGCAGCGAAACAAGUGGCUUACAAGGGCGAUUGUCAGCGGUACUGGCGGUGCGUGGGCGGCGUGCCUCAAGCCAUGUACUGUACGGAUGGACUCUUCUUCAACGAGCUGACGCAGCAGUGUGACUUCGAGGCCAACGUCAAGUGCGGCGUGAUACCGGACGAGGAGCUACAAGGCGAAUUCAUUGUGUACAAAAACUAGGUUCAUUGCGUUUAAUAUAAGAUUGGGUUGCGAUCUGCGACGGUGUUGACAUCUGUGCGCCGCGGCCGGAAAUAAGACGCCGAUAAAUCUAUAAUAUAAAAAUAUUAAUAAUGGCCGACUUUCCAGAACUAGUACGCUGAUAAAUAUACAUAAAAAUAUUAAUAAUGGCCGACUUUAUAAUUUUACUUAUUAUUUACGAUUGUGAUUUGUUCAUUUCCUAUCGAAAACGAUACAGUAAGUAAAAUAAUUAACAAAGACUAUAAAAAUUUGUAGUAUUCGUUAAUAAAAUAUGUCCACGUACCUAUGGCCAUUUUUAGCGAAGAGUUAAAUACACAAAUAAAAAAAUAAAAACCUACAUUUUACAAAGGCAAUGUCUUUGACGAGAAUAAUAUUAUAUUAA
This is a messenger RNA of Bombyx mandarina (wild silkworm), 1078 nucleotides long. RefSeq names its product putative chitinase 10. Gene Ontology annotation, cellular component: extracellular region. Gene Ontology annotation, molecular function: chitin binding. The record is from RefSeq and is a predicted model, not a curated record. NCBI's taxonomy places the organism in Eukaryota, Metazoa, Arthropoda, Insecta, Lepidoptera, Bombycidae.